GCACCGAAUUGUUGCUAAACUCGACCUUUCUUUGUCAUUUCAAAACACAUGUCCGCCUCACCAGCAACAACAGAGACACACGGUAUCUUGGUAAGAAGAGACCCUUGGUAUCGUCAUCCCAUGUUUGUAUGGGUUUUAAAAGCUACCGCCAUCAAUUUCAUUCUGCCGUUCUUCAAUGGCGUUAUGUUGGGUUUCGGUGAAAUCUUUGCAAAUGAAUUCAUGUACAAGUACGGUUGGUUCGGCUUCUCUCGACCUGCGCUAGGCAUCAAUGGUGUUCAUCCCAAUGCUACAAGAGAAUAUAAAACCACAAUUCAAACAGAAGUUAAGAGAGAACAACAACAACUGCAAAACGAAGGCGUUUUACUCUUAGAUUAAUGUACGCUGGAUGACAUUAAUUUGUAUCGUUUAGGAGUCAAAAUAAGCCCACUUUUGUGAAUACAGCUCCUAACCGUUCUGACCGAUUAAAAAAACCCAUGAUGAACUUAUAUACUACACUUAUAGACAGAUCAGUUAAUUUGUACAUCAGAACAGGAGAACCUAUACAUCAUUAUCAAUAAAAUCUUUUUCUAACAAAAGAAAACCAACUUGGAAGAUAUACAGCGCAGAAAAUAGACGCGUUUCUAUGGGGGCUUUUUGAAAAGCUAGUAUUUUUAUCUACUUUCAAACUUGCAUUAAUAGUCUUUUUAUUUACGA
Molecule: messenger RNA, 693 nt
Organism: Mycotypha africana
Lineage: Eukaryota; Fungi; Mucoromycota; Mucoromycetes; Mucorales; Mycotyphaceae
Product: outer membrane protein TOM13-domain-containing protein
Exons: 1
Coding region: 49-375 (108 amino acids)
Biological process (GO): mitochondrial outer membrane translocase complex assembly; protein insertion into mitochondrial outer membrane
Cellular component (GO): mitochondrial outer membrane
Source: RefSeq, a predicted model, not a curated record